AUGCCGCUGGAAAACCGCGUGAUUUUCGGGCGUGACACGCUUCUCAUCGGCGUCUUCACCCUCUCUUGCUUGCUGCUUGAGCUGCCGCUGCUACAUCCGCAUGACCGGCCCAUUCCAAUGCAGGUUGUGACUCUCAGCAAUGGCACCUCUGUGGUGCUAAAAGAGCUCAGCUUGGACAACCCAUACAUCCCCUCCCAUCAGCAGAUAUGUCCAACAGCGCUUCUGGUUGCGUUGUGCCUGCUGGUGCCGCUUGGGGUGCUUGGAGCCGUGACGUAUUGGGCACCAAAGCCUGGAGAAGCCGCCUCGUUUUUGAGGGGCUUCAUGCUGACCGUGGCCUGCACGGUUUUUCUGACUGACUUGCUCAAAAACUACAUUGGCUACUGGCGGCCCUACUUUUAUGACGAGUGCGGCUUUGACCCCGUGACGCGUGCGUGCACGCUUCCUGCAGGCACCGCUCAAGCUCAUAAAUCCUUCCCAUCUGGCCACGCCAGCCUGUCGUUUUCUUCCAUGCUGUUCACCUCUCUCUUCCUCCUACGGAAGGUAGCUGCGCAGCCGAUGAAGAUGAAGACAUGCCUAGGCGUACAGGACUGCACGAAUGUGGCCCUGCUCGUGGCACUCAGCCCCGUUAUGCUGGCGUUCUGGAUUGCUUCCUCGCGCGUUCGAGAGAAUGACCACCACCCAGCUGACAUCUGCUUCGGGUCCUUCAUAGGCUCUGCUUGGGCAAUCUUCUGGUACGUGCGGUACUUCUGCGCGACGGGGAGGUGUGCCGAGUCGUCCAUCGCGCCGUCCAGCGAGGAUACGCACCGGGAUGAUGAGGCUGAUUCAAUCAUGAUUCCUUGA
This is a messenger RNA of Symbiodinium sp. CCMP2456, 840 nucleotides long. Lineage: Eukaryota; Dinophyceae; Suessiales; Symbiodiniaceae. The record is from the annotation of a GenBank genome assembly.